AUGCGUGCAAACCGGAAGUGGUUCAAUGUGAGCAAAUUCCGAUUAUUACUCUCUUCGUCAUCAUCCUACUGCUAUCGGAAUGGUUAUUGCUUCGACAAGAGCACUCCCUACCUGUUAUUAUCAACAACAUCACAUCAUUACCACCAUUGUUCCACAUUUUUCAACACUAACCAUGGUUUGAAAUUGCAAAAUAUUGCCUCUUCAGAAACAAGCGAAGCUUUCGAUGAUGUUAUUCUAGAUGAAGAGCAAGAUCAACAACAAGCACAAAAUAUCAUUAUAUCGUUUGAUCCACUCACACUACAAAAGAAAUAUACAUAUACCUUUGGAGGAAUUCCAGUUCCAUCUCCUCCUUUCGAAAUGAGUCCUCCAAUUAUUUUGGAUAGUGUGGAUACAGCAGCGCGAAAACUCCAAGGAGACAUACCAGUAACUUUUUCAGAUAUUGAAUAUAUUUUUCGAAAAGAGGAAUCUAGAUUGGAAUUUUCAUGUGGCUCCGUUGACGAAUUUCCCAACGAGAAUCCAGAAAUGCCACAAAUUGCUUUUGCUGGAAGAAGUAAUGUUGGAAAAUCAAGUUUGUUAAAUGCUUUGGUGGAUUCGGAUCGAUUGGCUCGUGUUUCAGCAACACCCGGCCACACAAAACGAGUGAAUUAUUUUAAUAUGAACAAUUUAUUAUAUGUAGUCGAUUUACCUGGUUAUGGAUUUGCAGAGGGAAAUGUUGAAAAGAUCCGAGAUUGGAAUGUAGUAUUUAGGGAAUAUUGUGUUAGAAAUUCAAUGUUGAAAAGAGUAUUUAUUUUAAUAGAUGCUCGAUAUGGAAUAUAUGAACAAGAUUGUGAAUUUAUGGACAUGUUGGAAGAGGCUGGAAUUUCCUAUCAAAUUGUUUUGACGAAAUGUGAUAAGGUUUCUUCAGAACAUUUAAAUGAAAUGAUGAACUUUUUAUACAAUGAAAUGAAAUCAGCCAAGAUAUUUAAAGCCUGUUUUCCAUACAUUUUACCAACAAGUUCUGAAAAGAUGAUCGGAAUUCAAGACGUGAAAGCAGCAAUUAUUAGAGCGAGUGGAAUUUUAGAAAGCGGAGCGUUAUUUUCACGAACAGAACGAGAAGCAAUGGCAAGUCGAAUGGAAAAUAUUCUCAAGAGUGAUUUUCCAGACCAUCCUUACUUCAAGUUGAGAGACCAAGUGUUGAAAAGCGCACAAAUCACUGCUCAAAAUCAAGAAAAAUACUCUACACAAAGACCAACUCCUCAGCAAAAUGUGGAUAUCAAUCAACCAGGUGAUCCAUCUCAGCAUGGUGACCUCCAUACGAAACGAGAACAAAAACAGGCUGCUUCAGGAAAAAAGUUGACACCCACUCAGGAGAAAAUGUUGGAAAAAGCUAAAAAAGCAAAACAAGAAAAGAAAAACAAAGUGAAUCUGUGUAGUAAAUAUUGGCAACUGAUCGAUAAUGGUCUCAUUCGUUUACCAAUCCUCUCACCCUACAUUGCCGGAGACAAUGCAGAACUAUUCACCGAAUUGGCCCGGAAGGAAAUGCAAAGUCACAAUCAUGAUGAUCCAAACGUUGUGGUGGACACAACCCAUCAACCAUGCUUUUUCACCAUUUCAACACCUGGGCGAAAUACCUUUGUAUUUUGGGACAAAGAUUCAUGUAAAGAAAUAUUCUUAUCCAAAGCAUCUUCAUUCGGAAAGCCCAUUGAAAUAUUUUAUGAACCUUUUAAUAUUUUCGACAAACAUGCUUCGAGUGUCUUGACUGCUCCAGAUGGCCCAGUUUGGAAAAAACAUCACCAUGUCGUUUCUCCAAGUUUUUCAACUUCCAAUCUCCAAUACAUGUGUCAAGUGGCAACUAAAUCAUGUGAUUUACUUUUUAAUACUAAAUGGAACAAAUUACUUGAAAAGAACAAUAAGUUUAUAUUGGAUGUUGAAGAUUUUGCUUCUGUCACUCUUGAAAUUAUUGGAGAAGCAGGUUUUGGAAUUGAAUUUGGUAUCUUUUCAGAAACCUCAGAUGAAGGAAUGAAAUUUAGAGAAAAUCUCACUCAUGUCAUUCGUUACGAUUACAUUAUUCGAUUUUUCUUUCGAGAAGGUUGGAUGAGAAAAAUUAUUUCACAGCUUGUUGGAAAUGAACAAGCAUUGGAAUAUAUUAGUACAAAAUUGAGUCGAUAUAUUGAACAAAGACAGGAAGAGUUUAGAAAGGACCCAGAGAAGCCCUUGAAUGACUUGUUGUCACAAUUAGUGAAAGCCAAUAUGGGAGAGGAAUCUGAACAGAAAUUGAAUGUGAAUGAACUCAAAUCGAAUGCGUAUAUUUUUGUUGUGGCUGGACAUGAAACCACAAGUACCACGCUUCAAUGGAUCAUGUAUGAAUUGGGUAAAAAUCGACAAGCUCAACAAAAAGUUCGAGAAGAAGCUCUUCGAAUUGGAGGUCAAGAAAAACGAGCACCAACCUUUGAAGAUUAUCCUAAUAUGGAAUAUAUUCAUGCUGUUGUGAUGGAAACUCUUCGUUUGCAUCCACCCGUUCCACAUAUUGUGAAAGAAUGUACUAAAAAAACAACCAUUGGAAAUACCAUCAUUCCAAAAGGAAGUAACAUUAUUCUUCCAGCUCGUACUUGCCAUUUACUAAGUUCAGAUUUCACAAACUCGACACUCUAUCAAUCGACUGAUUUUGCUCCUGAAAGAUUUUUGGAUAAGGAAUUCAAACAACGAGUGAUUUCAUCGUGCAGUUGGUUCCCUUUCAGUUUUGGAAAUCGACGUUGCAUUGGUUAUGUAUUUAGUCAAAUUGAAACUUGCAUGAUUUUGUGUCGAAUGGCUCAAUUUUAUGAAUUUACAUUAUUGAAUGAUGAAAGCAAUCCAAAAGAGAAGGUUACAAAUUUGAUUGGAUUGACCAUGAGGCCUUCUACCAAUAUGAAAGUUUUAAUUCAAAGAAUAGAGGACUAA
This is a messenger RNA of Naegleria lovaniensis, 2916 nucleotides long. RefSeq lists its product as uncharacterized. The record is from RefSeq and is a predicted model, not a curated record. Lineage: Eukaryota; Heterolobosea; Eutetramitea; Acrasida; Naegleriidae. Gene Ontology annotation, molecular function: heme binding; GTP binding; oxidoreductase activity, acting on paired donors, with incorporation or reduction of molecular oxygen. The coding region runs from base 1 to 2916 and encodes 971 amino acids. The transcript is spliced from 5 exons.